Molecule: messenger RNA, 1081 nt
Organism: Spinacia oleracea (spinach)
Lineage: Eukaryota; Viridiplantae; Streptophyta; Magnoliopsida; Caryophyllales; Amaranthaceae
Exons: 2
Coding region: 199-792 (197 amino acids)
Source: RefSeq, a predicted model, not a curated record
CUUCUUCAGAAUUCAGACCAUAAAACCAAAGGCGCCUCCAAUUUUGCUGAGAAAUGCAAAACUAAAAAUUGUUUUUAAAUCCAAAAUUAGGAAGGAAUUUCUGGCGGUACUUUUGACGAUCAUAAUCACAGGUACUCUUCUCACCAAAAUAAAAUUUACAGGUAUUCUUCUUGUUGAAUCAAACCAGAAAAAAGGGAAAUGGUGGUAUGGGAAAUAACAUUAGCGACGGCAUAUUUCCUGGGAUUGAAACGAACCUAUAAGCUUGCUUUGAAGAUUCAACGUCGUCUCAUUUCUGCUAAACACCCCAAAAUUCGUCAAUUUGUUCAAAGGCGGACACGAAUUGUAUUUGAUGUAGCACUCAGGGUUCAUCGGAACAUUCAAGAAAGGGACAUACAAGCUGGUCGAAAUGUAGCAAACUGGAUCCUUAGAUGGCUUGACAAGAAAAAACCAUCAGCCAAUAUCCGUGGAACCCCCCACGAGUUGCCUCCAGUAAACCACAACCACAACCACGGCACUAGUAUAACAAAGCAGAAUAACUAUCACCAGAAAAAUGAUGGCAACAACACCACCACCAAGGGUUCUGACAGGCAUAUGUUUUCUGUUACUACACCGAAAUGGUCUACAUCUUUUCCCUCCAUCACGAUGGUGGUGCGCCAUCCAAGGCCCGUUGGGACCCAGUACAGGCAACUUUGGCUCAGUGGGUAUACUCAACUGUUGGCACCAAGAAUCGGAAGUUUGGGUUCCGGUGGGGUCAUUAGAGAUGACAUUAAGCUGUGGAUGCAGCAACAUUAGUCUCUCUGUUGAUAAUGUGCUGAUUCUACUGAAGACUGUUGGACUUGGGCAUCUUGUAGCCAAUGCCAUGAAGUUUUUUUUUUUGGCAGGGAAAGUGAUAAAGUUAGAGGUAGCUAAAGUAUUUCCAGUUUGGUAGUUGUUUUUUCCCUACUGAAUUGUUGUCUCACAAAAGUACUGUAAUCAGGGUUAUUAACAUCGGAUUUUCAAUAUCCUGAUGUCAAUAUUGUGUACCCUUGAGCUUAAACCUCACAUAAUUUCAUCGUGAAUAGAAAAUGAUGUAGAUUGUAGA